UUUAAAAUCUGAACCCAGAAUUGUCGCGCGUGCGCAGUGGGAAAGACCUUGGUUCAAGUUAGAAACUUAUAGCAAAAUGUUACGGUCUUUUGCAUCAAAAGUUGUUUCAGUGAGUCGAACGGCGUCAAAAACUCAAUUGUUAAAAAGCCUUACAGUGACUGGAGUACAAAGAUGCAACUACAGUGUACCUGCUGAAACAGGUGAUGAGUUUGAAAAAGAGUUAGUGGACUUUCUAAAAUUAGAAAAGACUACAGGGUAUGAAAUACGAGCAGUUAUGAAUGAAAUUCAGGGCAUGGACUUUAUACCAGGCCCACCAACUCUAGAUGCCUUCAUGCAUGCAUGCCGAAGAAACAAUGAUUACGCUCUAGCGAUCCGCAUUCUGGAGGGUGUCAGGUUUAAGUGUAACCAAGAUGAGAAGUUGUUUGGCAGUCUGAUUCAAGCUAUUCGACCAACUUUAGAUGAAUUAGGAAUCCUUUCCCUCGAACAGAUGGGAUAUGACAAACCAGAGCUGUAUUUGAAAAAUGUUUUUGAUAUACAUGAGUAAUUUAAAGAUUGUUUAUAUAGAAAAAUGGAAGACACUUUUAAACCAAACAAAAGUUACCUUUUAUAGGCUGGUUUUUUCAGGACUAUUUAUAAAAAACAUUAUAAUUCAUGACUAUUUAAAUAACAGAUAAAGAAUGGAACAUAAAAUAAUUAUUGUGGUUAAAGUGUGAUGCAGAAUUGUAAUUUUUCAUAAGGUUUGUUUUACAAAUAAAUCAUAUUGUAAUAGUUAA
Molecule: messenger RNA, 773 nt
Organism: Ruditapes philippinarum (Manila clam)
Lineage: Eukaryota; Metazoa; Mollusca; Bivalvia; Venerida; Veneridae
Product: cytochrome c oxidase subunit 5A, mitochondrial-like
Exons: 5
Coding region: 77-544 (155 amino acids)
Biological process (GO): mitochondrial electron transport, cytochrome c to oxygen
Cellular component (GO): mitochondrial inner membrane
Source: RefSeq, a predicted model, not a curated record